UAGGAGUUGUAAGUUUGAUUCCUGAAUUAUAAGGACACUGUUGAAGUUGCUAGAAAAUCAGCUAUGUUUGUCACAAGACCACUCUCCCUCUACCGUAACCAUCCAAGUGCCCUCUUAGCCCGUCCCCCUUCGGACUCUCCAUGUACAGGGUUCAUAGUAGUCAGUGAUGAGGAGUCAGAAGAAAUGGAUACCUUUUGUUGGGGCAUAUGCAAGAGCAACAGAAUCAAGAGAUUACCCUUUCCUCAAGACAGGAUUUUGAAUAUUGUUCACACAUCAGAACAUGAGCAGUCAAGAGUUUCGAAGGUCUGGUUCAUACCAGUCCCUGAUCAACCUUUGUCAUCCAAUCGGUAUUAUGUAAUCAAAGCAGGAGGCUACCACAAAGGGCAAGCACAUACAUGUUCCAGAGAGGAUGGCAUCGAAACAUGCUGCUACAACAAUGUGAGAGUGGAUGCAAAGCCACAGCCUUUUGAUCACAGGGACGUGUAUCAGCAAUUUGAGAUUCGCCCAUAUGGAAAUAGUGGAUUUUACGCGAUUCCGGUUGCUUGGGAUGGUUUUCCUCCAAAGUUCCUGAGAAAGAGAGGAUGGGAAGUUCACAUUUCGCAUUCAUUCAGACUUCACCUAAGAGAAGCUCAAGGCAUCCGCACCACUUCUCUAUCAGAUGUCCCUGAAUUUCAUGUUCCGCUACUUCCCAGGCGAUCCUCUCCCAUUAUUAUAGGCAAGUGGUACUGCCCUUUCGUAUUUGUCAGAGAAAGAGCCAAAGUGAAGGAACAGAUGAAAGCUUCUCUGUUCUAUGAGUUGACUCUUAAGCAAUGGUGGGAACAAAUUUAUUCGUGUGAAAACCAAGGCGACAGAGGCAAUAUGGUAGUAGUUGAUGCAUGCGUAAGAAAGUUUGUUACUUUAGUUUAUGGUAUGGAAGCAGAGAAACAAGAUACCUCUAGAAAUGAUGGUGACGGGUUCAUUUGGUUUAGGGCCAAAGCCAGAUAUGGGAAGAAAGCAACUGUAGGUCUGAGUAGAGUUAUAUAUGAGAAAUUAAGAUGGCUGCAAGAGAGCAGAGGAUGGUUUGAUGGAGGAGUGGAAGAUGUUAGAGUAGAGGGGGAAAACGAGAUUAGAAGUGAGAACGGGUGGAGAAGGUUUGGGUGCUAUUUGUUGGUUGAGAGCUUUGUUUUCAGGAGAAUGGAUGGAAGCUUGCUGAUCAACUUCAAUUUCAAGAACAGUCAUAGGAUUCAAUGCAAAUGCGAGUGAUACUUUGUUUCCUCCUGUCUAAGCCUAUAAGGCUGUUUGUUGCUUCGUUUCGCAAUUGUGGUUUUAUUGUAUACCCACCACUCACUACCGUAGCCAUCCAUGCAUACCCCUUCUUAGAUUCUUUCUAUUAUUUUCCAUAACCAUCUCAGCUGUAGCCAAAGAAACAUGAAGAGAAGGCAAAUUAAUGGCUGCUUGGAUAAUUAAGCUCUCUUUAAACUUUUUCCUGUCCAUAAUUGAGUUGAGUAUAUAGAUGAGUUG
Molecule: messenger RNA, 1500 nt
Organism: Coffea eugenioides
Lineage: Eukaryota; Viridiplantae; Streptophyta; Magnoliopsida; Gentianales; Rubiaceae
Exons: 2
Coding region: 64-1242 (392 amino acids)
Source: RefSeq, a predicted model, not a curated record